UCUGCAAGAAACUGUGUGGGUGUGUCAUGCAACCUGUCAAUCAGCCCACCUUAAGCCAAUCCGAACCAUGCGUUUUUUUUGUGAGGGUGUUCACAAGCCAGUCAGAACCAUACAUUCUUUUGGAAUCUGCAGAGAGGAAUUUCCUUCCCAGGACACUCUGUGGAAGAAACAAACAAGGAUUUGAAGGCCUGAACUGUGAAAUCAACUUUGAUGACUGCUCCUACGGCUUCUGUAAAAACAAUUCGACGUGCUUAGACCUGGUUGCAGACUACGCUUGUGUUUGUCCUCCAGGCUUCAUGGACAAAAACUGCUCAAUGGACAUUGAUGAAUGUCCCUUCAAGCCCUGCAAAAAUGGAGCCAGUUGCCAUAAUUUGAUUGGCGAAUUUUACUGUAACUGCUUGCCAGGUUUUACUGGCAAGCUGUGUGAAACAACUAUUGGUGGCUGCUUGUCACGACCUUGUGGCGCUUUCAGUCUCUGUGAAGAUGGAGUUGAUGGUUAUCAUUGUUUCUGUGCACCUGGUUUUAUAGGGAAUAACUGUGAGACAGAAAUGGAUGAGUGCCUAAGUGGCCCCUGCCUCAAUGGUGCUACGUGUGUCGAACAGCUUAAUGCCUUCAGCUGCCAGUGUUCUGAUGGAUUUCAAGGCACACUUUGUGAAAUCGACAUAAAUGAAUGUCACUCAAACCCCUGUCUCCAUAAUGCAACUUGUACAGACCUUAUUGGUGGAUAUGACUGUGUCUGCCUUUCCGGCUUCACAGGUAUGCGCUGUGAAACUGAUAUAGAUGAAUGUGCUUCGUUUCCUUGCAAGCAUGGAGGCACCUGCAUUGACCAACCUGGUAAUUACUACUGCCAAUGUGUGACUCCAUUUAAAGGUUUUAAUUGUGAAUUCAGGCCCUGUGAGGGAGGGAAUCCCUGUGAGAACGGAGCUGUGUGUCUGAAAGAGACGGACUUGGCUGCCUUUCCCCUUGGAUUCCGGUGCCAGUGUCUGAAGGGCUUUGAAGGCCCACGCUGUGAGAUCAACGUCAAUGAGUGCAGCUCCAACCCUUGCUUCCAUGGAUAUUGCUACGAUGUUGUUGACGGCUUCUACUGCUUGUGCAACCCUGGGUACGCAGGACAAAAAUGUGACCAAGAUAUUGAUGACUGCCUCGUUAAUGCAUGCAAACACAAUUCUACCUGUGUGGAUCUCCAUUUGGGCUACCAGUGUGUCUGCCUCCUUGGCUGGGAAGGACCAUUUUGUGAAUCUGAAUCCAAUGAGUGUGACUCUGCACCUUGUAAGAAUAAUGGCACUUGCAUUGAUCUCUUCAAUGACUUCCGUUGUUUGUGUGCAGCAGGCUGGACAGGGCAGCAAUGCAGCGAAGAUAUAAAUGAAUGCGAUUCUGAACCAUGCCUGAAUGGAGCCACCUGCCACGAGUCCACUGUCUAUGGUCAAUUUCUAUGUGUUUGCCCUCCAUUUUAUAUUGGAAGGACUUGCCAGUAUCGCUACAACCCAUGUGAUGCCCCCUACAACCCAUGUAUCAACAACUCUACUUGUUUGGCACAAGUUAAUGGGAAGCCAUUGUGCAUCUGUCAAAAAGGAUUUGAAGGUGCUUACUGUGAAAUUGACAACAAUGAAUGCAUCUCCAGCCCGUGUAAGAAUCAAGGUCACUGUGUGGAUGGGGUUAACGGUUACAGGUGCUUCUGCAGAGAUGGCUUUUCUGGGACAUGGUGUGAAGUGGAGAUUAAUGAGUGUGCCUCAAAUCCCUGUGCAAACAGUGGAACAUGCAUAGAUCUUAUAAACAGGUUCCUUUGCCACUGCCCAACUGGUUACUAUGGGUCGCUCUGUGAGCUGGAUGUGGAUGAAUGUGAAAUUAUUCCUUGCUUGCAUGGAGGAAGCUGCUUCAACAAGCCUGGCGGCUAUCAAUGUGUCUGUGCUCCUGGUUUCACAGGCAACCAGUGUGAAGUGGAUAUAGAUGAAUGCGUUUCAACACCUUGUCUCAACAAUGGAAGCUGCGUCGAUGGCAUCAGCUACUAUAAGUGCUACUGCCGAAGUGGUUUUAUUGGAAUAAACUGUGAAACAAAUGCUGAUGAAUGUUUGUCAGCGCCUUGUCUUCAUGGAAGAUGCAUUGACCUCAUUGAUGGGUAUCGGUGCAACUGCGAAGCGGGGUGGACCAGUUCAAGAUGUGAAAUUGACGUUAAUGAAUGUGAAUCGGCUCCCUGUCUUAAUGGAGGUUCUUGUCAAGAUUUGGUCAAUGCCUUUGAGUGCAUUUGCUUGAGUGGAUACACUGGUGAAUUUUGUGAAGUGGAUAUUGAUGUUUGCGCUGAACCUCUUCUGAACUCAUCCCUCUGUUUCAAUGGAGGCAAAUGUGUUGAUGGCCCAGGAAGAACUUUUUAUUGCAGAUGCCUGGAUGGAUUCUCUGGUCAGUUUUGUGAAGCAGACAUUAAUGAGUGCAUCUCAUCACCAUGCCAGCAUGGCGCCGUCUGUGAAGACCUUAUUAAUGGAUACUUCUGCAGAUGUCAGGAAGGCUGGGAAGGCUUCCGUUGUGAAGAGGAUAUCAAUGAAUGUGCAUCAAAUCCCUGCAUGCAUGGGAUUUGCAUCGAGAAUGAACCAGGCUUUGGCUACACCUGUUACUGCAAACCUGGAUUUGUGGGCCGAAGCUGUGAGCUUAAUUACGACGAUUGCUUAAUACGUACCUGCCCUGCUGGGUUUCUCUGUGUGGAUGGAAUAAACAAUAUCACCUGUUUACCUGCAGUCCCCCAAAGGGGACAAACCAUCAUAAAAAUGGAAGGAGUGCCCCCUAGUGAGCCAUUACAGAGAGGCCUCGCAUCAGCCCAUCCAAGCCUCUCGCCUUCUGACCUUUAUAUUUUUCAAACUUCCACAGAUUCUAGCUAUAUCCAAUACCAAGGGAAUUCUUACAUGGAAUUUGAGGGUUUUCGUUUGCAACCACAAAACAACAUCAGUUUAGAAUUCCAGACCUUCAGCUUCGAAGGAACCAUUCUUUAUAUUGAACAGAACCCAAGAACAGUGGGACAUUUUGUUAUUCAACUUUCUGUCAAACAUGGGGCCUUACAGUACCAAUUUGUAUGCGACAGCAUAGGAGAAAUUAGAAACAUCAGUACUAAUGUGAGAGUGGAUGAUGGACAGAAAUACAGAGUGCGUGUUAGGCAAGACUUGGCAAUGUGCGAGGCUGAAGUGACUAUCCUGGGAGUAGCUACAAAAGCAAGCAUGUCCAGCAACCAUUGGUCGACUUUCAUUUGGGAUACAACAGGACCAAUAUUUGUUGGCGGUUUACCACAUCCUUAUGCAACAAAGCAGAUGACUGAACCCACCUACAAUUUUACCGGCUGUAUAGAAGUUACAGAAAUCAAUAACUUGGGACCCUUCACCUUUGCUAAUGCUGUGAACAAAAACAAUAUUGACAGUUGCAGAUUUCCUCUGUCUGAAGAAACACCGAUGGAUGUCUCUGGCGCUGUUUCCGAAGCACUCAAGUCAGCUUUGCCCUCACCUGCUCGCCCAGUCUCGUUGUCAGUCUGCCAAGAGAAUUUGUGUCGUAAUGGAGGGACAUGCCAUCCCAUCAAUCUUCCUGAUGGCGUCAACUCGUUUCAAUGUGACUGCCGUCUGCAUUUUACUGGACGCUUCUGUGAAAAAGAUACAACCCUAUUUUUCCCAUCGUUCGCCGUGAAUUCAUAUUUGGAACUACCUUCUCUAACAUCUCUGUCUAAGGACAGACAUGCAUUAGGACCACAGUGGAACCGAAUGAUGAUUCACUUAACAGUGAAGACUACUGCUUUGAAUGGCACCCUCCUUUACAGUGAGUAG
Molecule: messenger RNA, 3794 nt
Organism: Podarcis muralis (Common wall lizard)
Lineage: Eukaryota; Metazoa; Chordata; Lepidosauria; Squamata; Lacertidae
Source: RefSeq, a predicted model, not a curated record